Messenger RNA from Trametes versicolor FP-101664 SS1, 611 nucleotides. RefSeq lists its product as uncharacterized. The transcript is spliced from 3 exons. NCBI's taxonomy places the organism in Eukaryota, Fungi, Basidiomycota, Agaricomycetes, Polyporales, Polyporaceae. The annotation marks the transcript as partial. The record is from RefSeq and is a predicted model, not a curated record.
CGCCGCCUGCUCGUCCUCGCUCUGGGCUUGUUUCCGGCGGCCUCUGUUAAUCUGGUAUCUGUCUCCAUCGUACGCCUCCGAACAACUGGGAGAGCCCACCGGAGGACCUUACCACCACCGUCGCGGUCGCCUGGUCGGUCUUUGUGAGGCGACUCUGGAAGCCCCGGUUGGUACGGACCUUGUACGGCACAGCGCCAGGGCAAGUACCACACCAACCUCGCGCACUUCCCUUGGAUUUGGUGCGCUUUGGCCAUGUCGUGCUCCCAUAAUGUGUUGACGUACGUGUUGUCACUGACAUCGCAGACUCGCAGUACGCGGAGGGCCGUUCAAUGCGUGCGAGUCCAGUGCAUCACCCGCGGAGGCGCGAAGGGAAAGCCGCAGUCUCGAAGAGCGCGUCGCGCCAUACUAGUGCUCCACCGCUGCCCCGCGAGAGUCGCGGCAAGAAUAACACUUGCGGUUUCCUCGUCCGGCUCCCGGAGCGGUCCUUUGUGCCGCACUCCCGGGGCGUAAAGCGCCCGUGCACGCAGAAGAUGUCGCCGCUCACGUCGGCCGUACCGUGGUACGCGCAUCUUCUUUCCGGACCAAAUGAGUACAUUGGAUGCAUGAUGAAG